Molecule: messenger RNA, 1688 nt
Organism: Vicugna pacos (alpaca)
Lineage: Eukaryota; Metazoa; Chordata; Mammalia; Artiodactyla; Camelidae
Source: RefSeq, a predicted model, not a curated record
CCUCUGCUGCCCGCUGGCCAUGUAAGAGCUGCCCGGGUCUGAGACCGCUGGUUAGAGGCCGUGUCCGAGCGGGUCCAUGACGCCGGCCGGGCCCAGGGCCCGUGGGCCAACCCAGCUGAGUCGGGCCUCUGGGGGACGACGGGGACUGUGAGCACAGAGAGCGCUUCCUGGGCCCUGCUGGGGGACCUUGGCCAGCACCGAAGAUGCCCACCAACGGCCUGCACCAGGUGCUGAAGAUCCAGUUUGGCCUUGUCAACGACACAGACCGCUACCUGACAGCUGAGAGCUUCGGCUUCAAGGUCAACGCCUCAGCGCCCAGCCUCAAGAGGAAGCAGACAUGGGUGCUGGAGCCUGAGCCAGGGCGGGACGCAGCCGUGCUGCUCCGCAGCAGUCACCUGGGCCGCUACCUGUCAGCCGAGGAGGAUGGGCGGGUGGCCUGUGAGGCGGAGCGGCCGGGCCGUGACUGCCGCUUCCUGGUGCUGCCGCAGCCCGACGGGCGCUGGGCGCUGCAAUCGGAGCCGCACGGCCGCUUCUUCGGAGGCACCGAGGACCAGCUGUCCUGCUUCGCCACAGCCGUUUCCCCGGCCGAGCUGUGGACCGUGCACCUGGCCAUCCACCCGCAGGCCCACCUGCUGAGCGUGAGCCGGCGGCGCUACGCGCACCUGUGUCCACGGGAGGACGAGAUCAUGGCGGACAGCAACACGCCAUGGGGUGUGGACGCACUCAUCACCCUCAUCUUCCAGAACCGGCAGUACUGCCUCAAGUCCUGCGACAGCCGCUUCCUGCGCAGCGAUGGCCGCCUCGUCUGGGAGCCCGAGGCCCGCGCCUGCUACACGCUCGAGUUCAAGGCGGGCAAGCUGGCCUUCAAGGACUGCGACGGCCGCUACCUGGCGCCCGUGGGGCCGGCAGGCACGCUCAGGGCUGGCCGGAACACGCGGCCCGGCAAAGAUGAGCUCUUCGACCUGGAGGAGAGUCACCCGCAGGUGGUGCUGGUGGCCGCCAACCACCGCUAUGUGUCUGUGCGGCAAGGGGUCAAUGUCUCAGCCAACCAAGACGAAGAACUGGAUCAUGAGACCUUCCUGAUGCAAAUCGACCAGGAGACAAAGAAGUGCACCUUCUAUGCCAGAACUGGCGGCUACUGGACCCUGGUCACCCACGGGGGGAUCCAGGCCACAGCCACACAAGUCUCAGCCAACACCAUGUUUGAGAUGGAGUGGCGGGGUCGGCGAGUGGCCCUCAAGGCCAGUAACGGGCGCUACGUGUGCAUGAAGAAGAAUGGGCAGCUGGCCGCCAUCAGCGACUUUGUGGGUGAGCACUCCCCAGCUGCCCUGGGGGGCCGGGGCUGGGCCCUCUGCCCAGGGACAGUGGCAGCUCAGAGACCUUAUGUUCAUCCAGGAUCCGCCCUGCCCCGAGCUGCGGCCGCCCUGGCCGUUCCUGAUAGUUGCUCCUCGUGUAGGAAGCAGUUAGAGCCCAGAGCCCCUCACCUCUGCUGCACAUUUGGGGAACCGGGGGCUCCACGGCUGCAGGGCCCCCGCCAAGGUCACAUAAGGCAGUGGCAGUGGCAGAUGCAGGCACACAGACGGGGCGGCGAGUCCGGGCCGGAGCUCUUGGGCGGGGGAGCACCUCCCACCUGGUGGCCCCAGCAGCUGCAGAGAAGCAGGGCCGAGGCGCCCAGAGUCAAGCGGUAG